ACGUCAUCAUGGACCCUAUUUGCCAAGAAUGUAACCUUGGAAUGGAGUAGCGAAGUAGCGACAAAUUGCGUUUUUCGGACAUUUAGCUGGUCAAAACAAUAAUUAUAUAACAACAUCCAGCCUCAUAAUCACGUUUCAUUGUCAUAUUGAAACGCAGUCGCUGAUAUGUCGCGUCAUGAAGGGGUCAGCUGCGAUUCAUGUCUGAAAGGAAACUUUCGAGGGAAACGUUACAAGUGCCUGGUUUGUUAUGACUAUGACCUCUGUGCGACUUGUUAUGAGGCGGGGGCCACCACGACACGGCACACUGCUGACCACUCCAUGCAAUGCAUUCUUACCAGGAACGACUUCGAUUUAUUUUAUGGAGGAGAGGCUCUGACGGCAGAGCAAACACGCUUUACUUGCCCUUACUGCGGUAAAAUGGGAUUCACAGAGGCUACCUUGCAGGAGCAUGUUACCUCGGAUCAUUCUGACGCUUCCACUGAAGUUGUAUGUCCAAUAUGUGCUGCUCUGCCUGGAGGCGAUCCAAACUACGUCACUGAUGACUUUGCAGAACAUUUGACGUUACAGCACAGAAUCCCAAGAGAAUUUGAUGAACCUGUUGGUAUUCGACAUGUGCGGAGAAUUCCUCACCCUGGACGCGGUGUAGGAGGAAACCGGUCUAGAAGAGCAAAUAUGCACUUUUCUUCUGGGGGAACUUCAUUGACUGGGCUCUCCCCAGGAGGACGGGAAACGAUGGACCCUAUCGCAGAACUAUUGUCUCAGCUGUCGAGUGUGAGGAGUCGUGCGGCUGCGGCCCAGAGUGUGUCAUCACAGCUACAGCAGCUGGAGAUGCAGUUACAGUCAACCAGACAACAACUGGAGCGUUUGCCAAACAGACGUACAAUGGAAUCGGGAAAAUCCAACAUUACCAAUUCUUCAACUACUGGCAUCAGCACAGACCUGCAGAGUCAAGGGGGCAGUACCAAUCAAACGACUGUCAACACUGACUCGCCAUACUUAUUAGCCAGGUGCCUCGACUCCUCUGUGACGGAGUCGGAACAGAGUAUAUUUGAGGAGAGAGAGGAUCGUGGUGCGUUUGUACAGGAACUGUUAUUAUCCACAUUGACAGAACAGUUACACUUAGAACAGGACUUGGAUGCAUUAAUAGGUGGUGAUAGUUCAAAUGAUUCUGUCAAACGGAGUAACAAAUUGCCAACGGCCACGUCAAACGAAGUUGAUCAGCAUCCUAGCACAAGUCCUUCACAUCAACAACAAAACACAAAUAGCCUGGGCAAGGACCCUGGUACUGCUGCUAAGUCUUUGUUACCAGAGAGAGGCAACCAGCUGUCACCAACACAGAAACAGCAUGCCGGCGGCGGUGGAGGCACGGUGGUCACUCUUUCUCGACAAAGUCAGGGUCACUCGUUUCAGGGUGUUACCCUUCGACAAAAUCAUGGAUCCAUGUCCAGUGGGAGUCAAGUUUAUAAUUCGCUUCCAGGCUCAAAUGCUUUGGCGGGGGCUGGGAUCGGCGCUGGAAACCUUCACCCCUUACCUGGAAGGCCUGGGUCAGGGGGCAGAGACAGAGACGGUCGUGUGAAUCCGGCCGCAGCAAAAAAGAAUAUGUACAAACAGUUACCUACAUCUCAAGCUUCUGAUCGUGAGCCCCCACCCCACUAAGGCUGCACAUCUGCGAGUUGAGAGGAUUAUGAAAACGAUACAGAUACUUUGCUUCUUUAUUCAGAAUAUCUUCAUUUGAACCGAGUGUCCGAUGAAGUUGGAUAAUUAUUAUUACAUAGUUAUUGUUGAGGCUAUAUUUAUUGCUUACAAUAGCAACAGAAGUUGCUGCAUUAUGUACUAGUAAUUCGACUGGUUUUAUUUUCAAUUUUUUUUUUUUUUUUCCAAUAAAUAAAAACAAAAGCGACAUGUUUUCAUUGAUGCUACGGCAUUGUGUAGUUCCUACGUAUAGCGUGAGAGAGGGAUUCAAAUCACAUGCCAAAUAUGUGCUGGUGUGUGCCGUUACCACUUCCAUGUCCGUGUUUAAUCGUAUUGUGAUGUUAUAAUCCUUGGGUCACAACAUAAUGUCAUAUAGAUGUGCACGUUGGUAUAUACGGACGUAAAAUCUGCAUCCGAAGUCAUUCUUCUGAUGUCGUUCAUAAUUCUUUUUAAUAUCAUAUUUAAGAAUUGCCACUUGUAUGAAGAAAUACCAUUUUAUCAUAAAAUCGUGGUGAUAUUAACAUAUUGUUGAUGGAAGAUCAGAAAGUAAUUCAGAAAGGAAUAAAGUGUUUGGAAUUCAGAUACUAACACUUGAGAAUCGAUGACCACAUGAAGUAGAUAUGAAGGAUUUUUGGCGUUUGCAGGAUAGCUUUACUUUGUUACGCUUAUAUCUGAAUAGUAGGUGAAUUCACAAUUUAUUGUGAAGCAUUUGUGUAUGUUCAAUCAAACUUUGGAAGAUAUUUUUUAUAACUUAACUGAGCAAUACAAGAAUAAUGGAAAGCAAAACUAUCCUGGUUCAUGCUGAAAUAUGCCUUGCAUCAUUUGAGUUCCAAAAUUAACAAAAAAAAAUUGCAUGAAACUUUAUGUAAAGAGUCCUUCAGUGUGCGGUAUACCAGAGACUCUGAUCUCUGCUUAUAAGCCAUCAGUCCAGUUUGUGAAUAUUAUCAAUGAUACAUUUUCUGUGAUAUUAGCCUAUGCUGUUUGUGUGUAAGUGAAAUAUGUUGUAUGUCGAUACCAAAUCAAAUUUUACCAGUGUCACGAGCUAGGUGUAUGCUGUUCUUAUAUGGUGAGGUAUUGUUCCAAUAUUGAUAAAUACAAACUUCCUAGAGUUGAGAAGGGCCUCCAGUUCUACGAGUGCGAAUCAGUGUAAAUCUUUCAGUGCUAACACCUCAGUAUUAACUAAUACAUGUAUGUGGAUAGCUUGAGAUCAAAAUCACAUUCAAUUUUAAUUUCCCUGGGAUGUUUUUUUCUUUCCUAUAUGAAUUUUUUUUUUUUAGUUCACAUAUAUAUACUGUAUAUGUAUACAUGUGUACAUAAAAACUUAACUGAUUGAUAUAUUUUAAUACUAGCUAAAGGCAUGAAACCGUUUCAUAUUUUAAUUCCACUUACCAGAACACUUGGAAAUUAAUAGCAAAUGAGGAGGUGAGCUCAUUGUAUGUAGUCCGCGUAUUUUGCCGUUAAUAGUGAAAGAGGGAUAUGCUUAUAGAAUAUACAGGGUUUGAACUGUGCUGAUGUGGCGAGAUUUGAUGUUCAAGAGAAUUACACUGUACUGGUGUGAGUGAUAGGUACAUUUACUGAUAACAAUGUACUUAUGCCUAAUUAUCAUGGUAUGUACAGAUGUUGAUUGGGAAAGCAAGUGCUCGAGUAUAAUAUUCAUCGCCGAUCUGUAGGCCCAGAGCGCUACACUACCAUUAGGGAUAAAGGUUAUUUAGUGUGUCGGUAGAAGAUGAGAGCACUUAUAAUGUUUAUCUGAAAAAACUUCUGAUUUAUGUUUAAAUUAAUGUAUAAAUCAAUAAAUGUUUAAGAAAAACA
Pecten maximus is the source of this 3504-nucleotide messenger RNA. RefSeq names its product E3 ubiquitin-protein ligase KCMF1-like. NCBI's taxonomy places the organism in Eukaryota, Metazoa, Mollusca, Bivalvia, Pectinida, Pectinidae. Gene Ontology annotation, molecular function: zinc ion binding. The record is from RefSeq and is a predicted model, not a curated record. Gene Ontology annotation, cellular component: plasma membrane. Gene Ontology annotation, biological process: synaptic signaling.